GAUGCACAAGCGGUUGGGGCAGGGUUUCUUUCCCUUUUGUGUGGACUGUAGAGCAGCUUCACCGGCACGUUCAACCUGGCAGCACCCACGGCAGGGUGAAGCGCAGGGAUGUUCCUGUCAUGCCUGAGAGGGGUCACAAGUUAUUAAUGGCUUUGUCAUCACAAAGGAAACAAUCAUUCGCUGAAACUGCCAGCAGGAAAACUAUGUGUCGAUCGGGCAAGGUCACCAGAAUGAUGGCCUCGCAGGAGCAGGUCUGGCCAGUCCCAAUGAAGGCAAUUGGAGCACAAAACCUUCUGACAAUGCCUGGAGGAGUGACCAAAUCGGGAUAUCUUCAUAAAAAAGGAGGCACCCAGCUGCAGAUCUUGAAGUGGCCAUUGAGAUUUGUGAUUAUCCACGAAGGAUGUAUCUACUAUUUUAAAAGCAGCACAUCUGCAUCUCCCCAGGGUGCCUUUUCUUUGAAAGGUUACAACAGGGUUAUGCGGGCAGCUGAGGAGACAACAUCAAGUAAUGUGUUUCCUUUCAAGUUAGUUCACAUAAGCAAGAAGCACAGGACGUGGUUUUUUUCAGCUUCUUCUGAAGAUGAAAGAAAGAAUUGGAUGCUGUCCUUGAGAAGAGAAAUCGAUCACUACCAUGAGAAGAAAGAAACAAUAACAGAAUUCAGUGACUCUGGUUCUGAUGCAGACAGUUUCUAUGGCUCAGUAGAACGUCCCAUUGAUAUCAAGUAUUCUCAUCAUUCAGCAGAUAAUGAAGAUUACGACCAGGAGGAAGAGGAUGAGUCCUACUUGCAGCCAGACACCUGUGACAUAGUGAAAGAUGAUAUGGUGCUGCCCCCAGCAUACCCACCUCCACCUGUUCCUCAUGUCAGAAAAGCUGCCUACACAGAAGCAAGGGCAAAUUCCUAUGCUGGCAAACCUACAGCACCAGCACCACCACCACCUCCUAAGAGGAGCUUACCUGACAUCAAACUAGAGGAUCCCGUAACCACGAGAGAACCGCAGUUGCAGUGCCGAGCUGAACCUAAUCUAAGGGUUCAAUCCUCAAGCCGGAGACUAAGUGAACAGUUGCCCCCUGUACCCCCUUUGCCUGUUUUCAAGAAGCCUGUGUGUGUCAAAGAAUCUCACCCAUUGCCUCCAGACCCUCUGCCUCCAGCCCAAGUUCUUCCUCUUCCAGAAGGAUGUGAGAAGCUAAAAAACUUAAACCUUUCACCGCGAACUCCUCCUCCACUACCAACCAAUAAACCCAAACUGUCACAGCUCACUGAAAAACCAGUGGAGCUCAAAGUGCCAAGAGAACAUGGUAAACCUGGACUGUUUGUGCCACCAGUGCUCCCAAAGCCACCUGUGCCAAGCCACCAGCCCCCUGGAAUCAAGCCUAGAGCAGAGAAGUCUUCAUGUCCCCAGUUACAAUCACCACCAGAUGGACAGAGUUUUAGAAGCUUUUCAUUUGAAAAACCAGCACUACCCUCCAAACCAAGCCAACCUGAUGAUGAUAACUCUGAUGAUGACUAUGAAAAAGUUGGGCUGCCUGCUUCAAUAUUUCUUAAUACCUCUGAAUCCUUCGAAGUUGAAAGGAUAUUUAAAGCUAGUAGCCCACAAGGACAACCGCAAAAUGGAUUGUACUGUAUUAGGAACUCAUCUACUAAGCCUGGAAAGGUAUUGGUUGUAUGGGAUGAACCUGCAGGAAAAGUGAGAAACUACAGAAUCUUUGAAAAGGAUGACAAGUUUUACCUGGAUUCAGACAUCAUGUUUUUGAACAUGGGAAGUUUGGUUGAAUACUACAGCACUCAUGUCUUACCUAGUCACGACAGCCUGAUGCUUCGGUGUCCUUAUGGUUACUCCAAACCAAGGUGACAUGACAGCCCUAGUUCACUGACACCCCACUGCCCUUGAGUUGACUGUGGACUCCUGCCACUGCUGGACAUCCUGCUGUUUGCACACACAAACUCAGUCUGUUCCCACCAUUUAUUCUCACAUGAAUUGUAUAUAAACACCAUAUAACGAACUCUUGGUAAAACCUUACAAUCCAGAUCCAUGGAUUUGAUGGUCUUUUCUUUCAAAAAGAUCUGAACUGAUUAUGCUGGGAAAGCUGUCCAGGAUACCCAGACUUUUUAUAAAACUGCUGCUAUCACUAAUCUUGGAAUGUCAAAGAUGGGCAUGAACAAAGAAGUGGUCUGAAUACAACUGAUCCAGAAAAUGGAAACUUGUGGACGUAUAUCAGAAUUUACUUGUGACAGGGAAUACUAAUACUCUGACUUGAAGGUAGUGCUCCUAAAGUCAGCACUGGUGCUCAACUGAGAUAUUCUUUUGUGUUACUUGUAUAGUUGACAUGUAAAUAAUGAAGACUUCUGUGCAAACUAUUUGAUUUACUAUGGGUAAAGAUGAUCAGGAAAUCUGGCUUUUUUUUAAGCCACCUCAUACAUAUGUGUACCUUCCAAGUACAGUAUCUGCAGUAAUCACUGUCAGGUACUAUCCAGCUGAUACAGUUGUGGUAUCUCAGUCUGAAUCUAUAUCCACAAACUUCUUUUUUUUCUGUUACCUUUUCAAAGUUUACACAUGCCCAUUUUAAUGUUGUUACCGCUAGAUUGCCCCAACUUUAAAAACA
Messenger RNA from Chiroxiphia lanceolata (lance-tailed manakin), 2601 nucleotides. RefSeq names its product SH3 domain binding protein 2 (gene SH3BP2). Gene Ontology annotation, molecular function: SH3 domain binding. The transcript has 13 exons. Gene Ontology annotation, biological process: signal transduction. The coding region runs from base 120 to 1850 and encodes 576 amino acids. The record is from RefSeq and is a predicted model, not a curated record. NCBI's taxonomy places the organism in Eukaryota, Metazoa, Chordata, Aves, Passeriformes, Pipridae.